AUGCAUAAUGCUUCCGAAGUCUUGGAAAACCGUAACCGAGAAUUGUUGAUCCUUUUGAGAAAAUCCCUGCAAAAGGGAAACAGCACCAAAGAAAGCAUCCUGGCCGCAAAAGCAAUGCCGCUUGCCUUUAUUAACCAUGGAGAAAUCUCACUCGGAGAAGAAGAAGACCAUUAUCAGCUUGUUGCAAACAGUCUUCGAAGCACACUUGUGAAUUCCUUUGAAUGUGAUCUCAAGAUUCAGUGCCUGCAUAGUAUUGCUCUUAUCGCAUUUAUUGGUGCUUCUGAUAUCGAUACUCAAUUGCUGCGCGACUUUAUCUUUGAUAUAAUCGAAACCGGAGGAGAGGAAGUUCAACUCGAAGGAAUCUCGUCUCAGCAGAUCGAACAUUUGACCUGUGCAGCAUUACGGGCCUAUGGUUUACUCUACAUCUCCACAUUCUGUGAAGGUGCUGUUGAUUUUGACGUUUUAUGGGAAGAAGUAGAAAAAGUUGUUCCAGUGCAUGAAAUGCUACUAGAAUCUUCAGAAAAGGACGUCAGAGUAGCCGCAGGAGAAAAUAUUGCCUUGAUGUUUGAAUCUGUGCGGGUCUACACUGAACAUAUUGAAGAAGAAGAGGAUGUGGACGAUACAGAGUGGCCCGAGUACGACAACAUGGACGGGUUAAUACACACCUUGCGCGAUCUGUCUGUAGAUAGCAAUCGUCGUCGAAGCAAGAAUGAUCGUGCAGAACAAAAGUCUGUGUUCAGAGAUGUGAUCAAGAGCGUUGAAGAAGGAACCCGGCCAGUGGAAGAAUUGAAGAUCAGUGGGCGUAUUCUCACAUUCCGAGGAUGGUCCAAAAUCCUUUUGUUGAAUGCUUUUAGAAGAGCCAUUGGACAAGGUCUUCAACAACACAUAAAGACAAAUGAUAUGCUAAGACAAGUAUUUCACUAUUCAUGUCGGUUCGGAACUGGCUCUGCUGCUGAUUCGGACGAUGAUGAUCCGGGAGAGCUGAGCAAUGUAGACAAGCGUUAUGUAUAUGAUAAGCGGGAAAAGUUGCGCACCAAACAAAUCAGAUCUGCUCGUAAUGGCAAAGAACUGCUUGAAAUUUAA
This is a messenger RNA of Phycomyces blakesleeanus NRRL 1555(-), 1083 nucleotides long. RefSeq lists its product as hypothetical. The record is from RefSeq and is a predicted model, not a curated record. Lineage: Eukaryota; Fungi; Mucoromycota; Mucoromycetes; Mucorales; Phycomycetaceae. Bases 1 to 1083 code for a protein of 360 amino acids. The transcript is spliced from 5 exons.